Camellia sinensis is the source of this 2649-nucleotide messenger RNA. RefSeq lists its product as uncharacterized. Gene Ontology annotation, molecular function: GTPase activator activity. The record is from RefSeq and is a predicted model, not a curated record. Gene Ontology annotation, biological process: activation of GTPase activity. Lineage: Eukaryota; Viridiplantae; Streptophyta; Magnoliopsida; Ericales; Theaceae.
AUUUUUUGGGGGUUUAUAGCAUGUCCAGUCAUCAGGAAUGCCCACCCUUCCUUCAUCUCGAGGAAAACCAUCUCUCUCUCUUUCUUCCAUCAUCAUUGCAAUUAACCAGCGAUGCAAGAAACAGAAAUACAUGAUUUGUCCGACGACGCCGAUUACGCAGCCUCUCAACAGCAAGGUUCGGUGACCUUGUCUCGGUGCAAUAGCAGUAAACGGAGCUCGGUAAGUGAGCCGGAGGGUGCGGAAAUUGUGUACCUGAAAGAUAAUGUGACAAUUCAUCCAACUCAGUAUGGGUCCGAGAGAAUUAGUGGGCGAUUGAAGUUAAUUAAGCUAGGGCCUUCUCUGUUUAUGACAUGGAUUCCCUACUCAGGGCAAAGCUCAAAUGCGAGGUUGUCCGAGAGUGAUAGGAAUCUAUAUACGAUCAGGGCAGUAUCUUUUAUGGAUGUCAGCUCAAUUCAUCGGCACACUCCAACACUUGGGUGGCAGUACAUAAUUGUUGUUUUGUCUUCAGGACUAGCAUUUCCUCCUCUUUACUUCUACAAUGGAGGAGUCAAAGAGUUCCUUGCUACAAUAAAGCAACAUGUUUUGCUUGUAAGGUCAGCAGAAGAUGCAAAUGUUUUUCUUGUGAAUGAUUUUCAAGAUCGUCUGCAGAGAACUUUGUCCUCUUUGGAGUUGCCUAGGGCUGUUGCUGUUGCAACUGGGCCAUCUUCACCUAUCUCAGAUGGUGGGCCCCCCUCAUAUGAAAAUCAAGAGAGGACUGAAGUAGGUACUUUUGAUGGAAGUGCCAGUCUUAUUCAGCACAAUGGUAGGCAGAGGCAAAAGUUUCAUGAUCCUGCUCGAGAUAUUUCAAUUCAACUAUUGGAGAAAUUCUCUCUUGUGACCAGACUUGCUCGGGAAACAACUUCACAACUUUUCCGAGAUAGUGAUAGUGAUGUUUUUGGUGCUAAUGAGAGGAGGAACCAUGACCAGACUCCCCAUCCUUACCCUAGUAUUGUUGCAUCCAAUAAUGUGGAAGAGGUUCCCAAUGAAAUUCCUAUAGCCUCAGAUCCCUUGGAGUUUGAUAAAUUAACACUUGUAUGGGGAAAACCGCGCCAGCCUCCCUUAGGGUUUAAAGAGUGGUUGAUUUUCUUUGAUUCUGAAGGGCGAAUCAUGGAUUCAAAAGCUUUAAGAAAGAGAAUAUUUUAUGGGGGAGUUGAUCACAGACUGCGGAAAGAGGUCUGGCCAUUCUUGUUGGGACAUCAUGCAUAUGAUUCAACAUGUGCAGAGAGGGAAUAUCUUGUGUCAGUUAAAAAGUCAGAGUAUGAGACAAUAAAAAACCAGUGGCAGAGUAUCUCGCCAGAACAGGCAAAAAGAUUUACAAAAUUUAGGGAGAGGAAGGGCCUUAUUGACAAAGAUGUGGUAAGGACUGAUAGAUCACUCUCAUUCUAUGAUGAGGAAGACAAUCCAAAUGUGAACCUUUUACGAGAUAUACUGCUGACAUACUCCUUCUACAAUUUUGACCUUGGUUAUUGUCAGGGCAUGAGUGAUCUUCUAUCGCCAAUAUUGUUUGUAAUGAGGGAUGAGUCAGAAUCAUUUUGGUGUUUUGUUGCAUUGAUGGAACGACUUGGACCAAAUUUUAAUCGCGACCAAAAUGGCAUGCACUCUCAACUAUUUGCAUUAUUAAAGCUGGUGGAGUUGUUAGACAGCCCAUUACAUAAUUAUUUUAAGCAGAAUGACUGCUUGAAUUACUUCUUUUGCUUCCGUUGGGUUCUUAUACAAUUUAAAAGGGAAUUUGAAUUUGAAAGAACAAUGCGGCUGUGGGAAGUUUUGUGGACUCGUUAUAUAUCCGAGCACCUGCACCUGUAUGUCUGUGUUGCAAUACUGAAGAGGUACCGUCGCAAGAUAAUGGGGGAGCAGAUGGAUUUUGACACGCUCUUGAAGUUUAUAAAUGAGCUCAGCGGUCACAUUGACCUUGAUGCAAUCCUUAGGGAUGCAGAGGCCUUGUGCAUAUGCGCUGGUGAGAACGGAGCUGCUUGCAUUCCUCCUGGAACUCCACCUUCAUUGUCCAUUGAGGACGGCUUAUUAUACUCUCAACAAGAUGAUGAAGUAUUGUAGAAAUGUUCCCUAAUUUUGGGAGCAUAUCUGAUUCGAUGUUCACAAAAAAUAAGGAAGAUUAGCGUUUCAUGUAAUUUACGAUUUCUUAAUAUGUUUUGAGAUUGUUCGACAUAUUUCUUUAUGAAAUAUUUAUAUUGCAGUCAAAUGUAUUUAGCAGUGAGUGAUGGAGGUUUUGUGGGUGGCUCCACUUGCAAGUGUACACAUGUUAAUUAAUUUUGGGGGUUUUGGCUGCAAAAAAAGGGCUAAGGCAUUGUGGCUGUGUAAUGAUUGCAAUUUUUUGGGUAAUUUGGUUGGAAAAAAAUGCAAGGAUUUUUUAAGACAAAUUUGGGGAUGUGGAUUCUACGUGAGAUGAAGUCCGAAGUUUGGCAUCUUUUUGGGCCUUGGUGUCUCCACCGUUUAGAGGGAUUCCGCUUUUUUUUAUCUCUACAGACUGGGUGGAUGUUUCUGACACAUAAUAUCUUUCUUUGCUUUGUUGAUCAUUAAGGACUCCUUGUCCUCUCUUGUACUAUUUCUCUUUUUUAUUAAAUAAAAUUACUUUUGUUGUGAUCCAAAAAAAAA